Naegleria gruberi is the source of this 1146-nucleotide messenger RNA. RefSeq lists its product as uncharacterized. Lineage: Eukaryota; Heterolobosea; Eutetramitea; Acrasida; Naegleriidae. Bases 1 to 1146 code for a protein of 381 amino acids. The transcript has a single exon. Gene Ontology annotation, cellular component: SCF ubiquitin ligase complex. Gene Ontology annotation, biological process: SCF-dependent proteasomal ubiquitin-dependent protein catabolic process. The record is from RefSeq and is a predicted model, not a curated record. Gene Ontology annotation, molecular function: protein binding.
AUGUUAAAACAGGGAAACUUAUCAGAGCUUCCUAUAAAUGUAAUCUUUUUUGAAAUUCUAUCCUAUUGUGAUUAUUUGUGGAUUUUAUCAUCUGUUAGAUUAGUUUGCAGAGAUUGGAAUGAAAAUUAUCAAAGCAUUCGACCUCAUUAUUUCAUGAUCAAUUAUGAUGGAUCGGAAAAUGAUGCAAAACGAAAAUUGAUGGAUUCUAACAAGUUACACUUGGUUACUAAAUUUUCGGCAACAAUCGAAUCGUUUAGUUUAAACUUUUUAGUGGAGGAAAUGGAAAGGAGAAAGAGGUUGGCUAAUUUAGAACAAUUAAUUGUUUCAAAAUUGACUAAUCUGCAAGAAUUAAUCAUUUACAACGAUGGUAGCUAUAAUCUUUUGGAAAAAUUCAUGAAAAUUGAAAGUUUACAAAGCUUGGAAUUACACAAUUUUCAAUUUGGAGGCGAAUUUUUGAAAUGUCAUCAUUCAAAAAUCAAAUCAUUGACAAUUUCGAAUGGAGAAGCAAUGAAUUUGAAAUUUAAUGAAGUAGAUUGGCCAUUAGAGAAAUUGAGCAUUCUCAGUUCAAUGUCUGAAUCGUCAUGGAAUUCAAUUCUUGAAAGCAAAUUUUGUAAAACUUUACAACAACUUGAUGUUGAACUUUUCGAAUUGACAUUGCAUGGUGGUUGUAAAUUUGAAAAUUUAACUGAUUUGAAAAUGGGUUAUUUUAGUAAUACUGAUGAAGAGUUGAAAUUUCUCACUUCCAUUGUAAAUUUGAAAAAGUUCGAAUGUAGGUGUCUUUGGGAUUGGAACGAUGAAUUGCUGGAAUUUUUCUCCAAUUUUAGAAACUUGACAGUUCUAAAACUCAACGGUUGUAGCAAUGAUAGGCGAGAUAUUACUGGAAAUGGACUUUCUAAUUUUGUAAAUUUGAUUAAUUUGACAGAAUUGGAUUUAUCUUUCUGUUCCAUUCAAAAAGUUGAAUAUUUAAGUUCAGUAACAAGUUUGAGGAUUUUAAAACUUUCUAAUAAUUUAAUAUCUGAUGAAAGUUUGAAAGAUUUUCACAAACUUUCCAAUUUAACAGCUCUAUAUUUGGAUAAUAAUAGAAUUACAAAAUUAGGAGUUAAUUAUUUGUCAGCUCUAUCCUCUCUUAAAAUUCUUAAUUUGUAA